Equus caballus (horse) is the source of this 4142-nucleotide messenger RNA. It is a transcript of the gene IL12RB2, whose product is annotated as interleukin 12 receptor subunit beta 2. The record is from RefSeq and is a predicted model, not a curated record. Lineage: Eukaryota; Metazoa; Chordata; Mammalia; Perissodactyla; Equidae. Gene Ontology annotation, molecular function: cytokine receptor activity; cytokine binding. Gene Ontology annotation, biological process: cytokine-mediated signaling pathway. Gene Ontology annotation, cellular component: membrane; external side of plasma membrane; signaling receptor complex.
AAAGAAAAUAAGAAGAAGAAAAAAAUUAGAAACACCUUCACUGACCGGCUUCUCUCCUCCCGAGGCUCUCCCUCCCCUUAGCCUCUCUUCAGUUCUUCUUUUAUCAUUAUCUGAAUUUGUUUGUUAUUUAUUUCUUUGUUUUCUCUCUCCCUACUCCAGAAUGCUGGUUCCAUGAGAGCCAAAACCCAGUCUGUCUUGUUCUCCAUUCUAUCCUAAGCUCCAGGCACAUAGCAACUGCUUAAUCCGUAUUUAUUGAAUGAAUGACUGAAUAAAAGGUGUCUGAGCAGAGUUGGGAGGACGAGUGAGACUUAGCCAGUCUAAGAACAGAGGAAAGGUAAGAGAAUAGCAAGAACGAAGACACAGAAGCAUGAAUUGACAGGAGACGUGCAGCGGAACUAUAAGCAGCUCGGUGUUACUAGACCGUAGAAUGCUGGCAGAGAGCGGUAGACCCCCAAGAAAUCCAUUUUAUAUUCUCUGUAAACUGAGCUCCAUCCUCAGAUUUUAGAGCCACCACACUCCUUGGCUCAUGGCCCUCUUCCUCCGUCUUCAAAGCCAGCAGCAGCAGGUUGAGUCCUUCUCACAUCACAGCUCAUUGACUGACUAUUCUGCCUAGUUCAUCACAUGAUUAGAUUGGGCCCAUUUGGGUAAUCCAGGAUAAUCUCCCCAUCUCAAGGUCGCUAACUUUAAUUGCAUCUCCAAAGUCCGUUUGUCAUGUAACAUAAUAUAUUCACAGGUCCCGGGGAUUAAGGCGUGGGCCUCUUUGUGAGCCCUUAUUCUGCCUACCACGGGGAUGUUUAUAGAGGGUUUUCUAUAGCUCGUAAUCCUUCCCCCCUUCCUCCCUCCUUCCCUUCUUUCUUUCAAUAAACGUUUAUUGAGUACUCUUUCCCAAUGCUAAGUGCUGGCAUACAGCAAUGAGUAAGACAGUCAACGUUCCUGCUCUCAUGGUGGCUUAAAUUCUAGCACAAAGAUAGAUGGCAAACAAGUAAUCAAGUAAAUAACAAGGUAGUUACAGAUUGUGCCAUGAAGGCCGUAAGGCAGUGAGUAGAAAGUAGCUGGGCAGGACCACUUUGGCUAGGUGGUCAGGGAGGGGCUCUCUAAGGAAGUGACACAUAAUCUGAGAUCUGAAGGAUCUGAGGCAGCUACUAAGAACCAGGGGAAGAGGAUUCUAGCACAGGAAGUGAAAAUUGCAGAGUCCUUCAGGCAGUAAAUUGCAUGUCUUGUCCAAGGAGCAGGCUGAAAGCCAGUGUGAAUGGAGCACGGUGAGCAAGACAAAAGAGUAGAGCAAAGGAUGGUGGCAAGACGGAGAAGGGAGGCCAUGCAGGGGCUGUGAGAGUGUGUGUGGAAAAAUACAGAGGCGUAUUCCAGAGUUGACUGUUGAUGGCAUGUACAGUUAGAGGGUGCUUGUUGGCACUUAUUUUUAUCAUCAUGUCGCUGUUGGUUAAGGCAAAAAUAGACGUGUGCAAGAGAGGGGACGUGACCGUGACGCCGAACCAUGUAAUUUCACUGGGAUCAGCAGUCAAUAUUUCGUGCUCUUUGAAGCCCAAACAAGACUGCUCGCGAUGUUCCCGCUGCAACAAGUUAAUCCUCUACAAGUUCGACAGAAGAAUCCAUUUUCAGCAGGGUCGCUCCCUCAGUUCUCAAGUCACAGGUCUUCCCCUGGGUACAACUCUGUUUGUCUGCAAACUGGCCUGUGGCAGUAGUGACGAGAUUCGAAUAUGUGGGGCAGAGAUCUCAGUUGGCGUUGUUCCAGAACAGCCUCAAAACUUAUCUUGCGUACAGAAGGGAGAACGUGGGACCGUGACCUGCAUCUGGGACAGAGGCCGGGACACCCACCUCUAUACGGUGUAUGCUUUACAGUUAAAUGGACCAAAAAAUUUAACUUGGCAGAAGCAAUGUAGUGAUCAUGAUUGUGACCGUUUGGACCUGGGGAUCAGCCUGACCCCUGAAUCCCCUGACUCCGGUUACACAGCCAAGGUUACUGCGAUCAACAGUCUUGGGAGUGCUUCUUCGUUUCCAUCCACGUUCACAUGGUUGGACAUAGUGAGGCCUCUUCCUCCGUGGGACAUCAGAAUCAAAUGUGUGAACGCUUCCGUGAGCAGAUGUAUCCUUCAGUGGAGAGACGAGGGGCUGGCGCUGCUCAAUCGACUCCGAUAUCGGGCCAGUAACAGCAGGUCCUGGAACAUGGUUAAUGCUACAAACGCUAGAGGAAGAUAUGACUUGCUGGAUCUGAAACCCUUUACAGAAUAUGAAUUUCAGAUUUCCUCUAAGCUGCAUCUUUCUAAAGGUAGCUGGAGCAAUUGGAGUGAACCACUGAGAACACAAACACCGGAAGAAGAGCCUACCGGGAUGUUAGAUGUCUGGUACACGAAACAGCCCAUUGACUACAAUAGACAACGGAUUUCUCUUUUCUGGAAGAAUCUGAGUGUGUCGGAGGCAAGAGGAAAAAUCCUCCACUAUCGGGUGAGCUUGCAGGAGGUGGCAGGGGAGGAAGCCACACUGCAGAACAUCACAGAACAUACCUCCUGGACCUGGGUCGUUUCCGGAACUGGAACCUGGGCUGCGGCUGUGUCUGCAGAGAACUCAAAAGGCAGCUCCCCGCCCACUCACAUUAACAUAUCGGACCUGUGUGGGGCAGGGCCGUUGGCGCCUCUCCAGGUGUCUCCAGCCGCGGAGAGCACAGACAGCAUCACGGUGAGCUGGGAGCCUCCAGGCGGAGCCGCCCCUGCUGUCCAGGAGUAUGUGGUGGAAUGGGCUGAGCACCAGCCCGGGGGCGGCACACAGGCCCCUCCACACUGGCUGUGGAGCCCCCCCACCAACGUGUCCGCCCUGAUUGCAGAGAACAUAAAACCCUACACCUGUUAUGAAAUCCGGGUGCACGCGCUGUCAGGGGACCGGGGAAGGUGCAGCUCCACCCGGGGCAACUCUAAGCACAAAGCCCCACUGAGUGGCCCCCACAUCAAUGCCAUCACAGAGGAGAAGGGGAGCAUUUUAAUUUCAUGGGACGAGAUUCCAGCCCAGGAGCAAAUGGGCUGCAUCCUCCAUUACAGGAUAUACUGGAGGGAAAGGGACUCCGACUCCCAGCCUCGAUUUUGCGAACUUCCCUAUGGGGUGUCCCCAAAUUCCCAUCCCAUAGACAGCCUGCGGCCCAGAGUGACAUACGUCCUGUGGAUGACAGCUCUGACAGCUGCUGGCGAAAGCCCCAGAGGGAACCAGAGGGAAUUUUGUCAGCAAGGGAGAGCCAGCUGGAGCACGUUUGUGGCACCGAGCAUUUGCAUUGCUGUCAUCACGGUGGGCAUUUUCUCAGUGCGCUACUUCCGGCAAAAGGUGUUUGCUCUCCUGUCUGCCCUCAGAACUCAGUGGUGUAGCAGAGAAAUUCCGGACCCAGCGAAUAGCACUUGGGCCAAGAAAUACCUGCUUGUGGAGGCCUUAUGUCCCCUCCUCACCUCAACUCACUUUAAAAGAAAUGAAAAAGCAAGUAUUCUUGCCACUGACUCAUCCAAAUUCAAGAGAUCUGAAGCUUUACCACAAUGUUCCCGGCCCUGUGUGAACACAGAACAGGAGAAGACACAGCUGCCCUUGGACAGGGUCCUGACAGACUGGCCCCGUCUGGAAGAACCUGAGCCCCUGGUCAUCAGCGAAGUCCUUCAUCAAGUGACCUCAGGCUUCGGACAUCCCCAUCGCCCCAACUGGCCGGAAAAGGGACGAGGAGUCCAAAGUCACUACACCUCUGAGGAGGACACGGGGUCCAGCGCCUCGAGCCCACCACCUCCAAGGGCUCUCACAGCAGAGACAGGACAACUAGUGAAUCUGUACAAGGUGCUGGGGGGCAGGAGCCCCGACUCCAAGCCGGGAAACCCAGCGGGCCCCUUGACAGUCCUGCCCGUGGACUACCUUCCCACCGAGGGCUACUUACCCUCCAACAUGGACUAUCUCCCUUCCCACGAGGCUGCUGUAACUGGCCCCGGGGAGGCACUGGAGCCGCAGCCCAUCGCCCUCUCCAUUUUCCCCUCAAGUCCCCUUCACCCGCUCACCUUCUCCUGUGGUGAAAAGCUGACUCUGGAUCGGUUAAGGAUGGGGUGCGGCUCCCUCAUGCUAUGAGUGGCAAAGCUCGAAGCUUGGCAAGUCAGCGUGCCCCUAGCCAG